Messenger RNA from Truncatella angustata, 1649 nucleotides. Its product is annotated as aryl-alcohol dehydrogenase. The transcript has a single exon. Bases 189 to 1328 code for a protein of 379 amino acids. The record is from RefSeq and is a predicted model, not a curated record. NCBI's taxonomy places the organism in Eukaryota, Fungi, Ascomycota, Sordariomycetes, Amphisphaeriales, Sporocadaceae.
AGUCGAGUCUUGCGAUGUGGCUGUUAGCUAGCAGGAAUGAUGAUCACUGCGCUCCACUCGUGUGGAUCAUAGUGUGAGCGACUUUGAAGUACUCUCCGAACAUAUUUAAGUAGGGAUGUCCUCUAGCAUGAUCAUGCUACGGCAUAUCCUCGCACCUAGACCAUUACACAGGCUCACAUAUAGCUGCCAUGGCUUUCAGACCUGUUGAAGAACCGAAAACAGAGCUUGGCCGCUAUCGCGUCCUCUCUAGCAAUGCUGGAGUACGUGUCUCUCCCCUGGCUCUGGGAGCAAUGUCUUUGGGGACAGAAUGGGCCCAUCUCCUAGGCGGAGUUACCAAAGAGGACUCGUUCAAGCUGUUGGACUACUACGUGGAGUCGGGCGGCAACUUCAUCGACACCGCGAAUAAUUACCAGAAUGAAGAGUCCGAGACAAUCAUCGGGGAUUGGAUGUCUGCCCGAGGCAACCGUGAUCUGCUUUUCAUUGCCACAAAGUUUACCAACGCAUUCCGUACCCACGAUCUUGGCACUGGAAAGACUGUCAACUAUGGCGGCAACCACAAGAAGUCACUUAUGCUUUCGGUCAAUGCUUCUCUGCAAAAGUUACAUACGGCAUAUAUCGACCUACUUUAUGUCCACUGGUGGGAUUGGACUACCUCUAUCGAGGAGUUGAUGGAUUCACUUCAUAUUCUGGUCGAACAAGGGAAGGUCCUGUACCUGGGCAUCUCUGACACGCCUGCCUGGGUUGUGGCUGCCGCGAACACUUACGCCAAAGCACAUGGCAAGACACCAUUCUCCGUCUACCAGGGCCGCUGGAGCGUGAUGGAUCGUGACUUUGAAAGGGAUAUCAUCCCCAUGGCGCGUCAUUUUGGCAUGGCGUUGUGCCCGUGGAAUGUGCUGGGAGGGGGAGAGCUCAAAAGCAAGGCGCAGCUCGAGGCUCGUAAGCGUGAGGGUGACAGUGCUCGAUUCAGCGAGCAGAGCGAGUAUGCUCAAAAGGUCAGCGAGGCUCUGGCGAAAGUGGCUGCCGAGCACGGAACCGAUAGCGUUCAGCAGAUUGCUCUGGCGUACGUGAUGAGGAAGGCUCGAAACGUCUUUCCGCUGGUUGGGUGCCGCAAGCAAUCGCACCUAGAAGACAACAUUAAUGCAUUGAGUAUUCACUUGACAGAUAGCCAGGUUCAAUACCUCGAGAGCGUCAAGCCCUUUGACAUUGGCUUCCCGCUGAACUUUAUUGGCGACGAUCCUAAGGAGACCGGUGGAUACCCACAGUUGAUGGAGAGCCUUAUCGGGGCCAAGCUCGCGUUACCAAGCCCGCCAAAGCCAGCCGGUUACUAGGAAUGUUUUACUGACUAGAGAAUCUUGGAAAAUAAAAAGUUUACUGGGUUGAAGGAGCAACUGGAUAAGACAUCCGUUCACAGCUGUUAUUGCGUUAUGCUCCAGUGUGAACUUUUCUGUGGGCGUUUAUCUUCAGGCCCCCUACGAAUCUUAGAUGAGUUCGCAAGCUGUGCACCAGACCCGAGUCGGACCCUCAACAGUAUCUAGGUUAUGCUAGUUUAUUGAGAUGGCAUUCUCAAUUCUACAACGCGACUUCAAAUCGUUUUCACAGUAAACUCGUAUAGCAAUUCCAUAGCAAAUCUCAAACAUCUGAACCCUCCC